AUGGAUCAAGUGCCCUCUCUCGCGGAUCCUUACAGCUAUCUCGGUAUCCAACAGAAUGGUAUUCAGCUCAGCAGUGACCGCCUUUUCAUGAACGAUGGAUCUACACAUAUGUACCAUUUUCGACCGGAACGGCCAGAAGGGUCUUUUUUCUACAGCGAGGCCUGGACCAGACGACAAAUUUCGAACAAGCAGAAUAAUGCUUACUCGCAAAAAAACACCAAGGGAAAGAAGAAGGAUCCUCCUUCUGAGGGUGGUCACGGUACAAAGAGCGGCUCGUCCAAGGGUAGCUCGUCCAAGGGAAGUUCGUCGAAAAGCAGUGCCUCAAAGACCGGCUCGUCCAAGCGCCGUACAAGCAAGGCUGGUCAUUUCAGGCCGCCUAAUAAUGACGACUAUGGCCCUGCGGCGGCCGCAGCCCCUGCUCGCAACAUGAGUCGCCUCGACAAACAGCUUGGGAACUCGAUAUUCUCCGCGCCACGACUGGGCAUACAUGACCAACAAGCUGCAAAUGCAAUGCACGGGCCGAGCAUAGACCGAUUUGAGGUCAGCACAUAUGUCACCGGACCUUUGUUCGAUGUUGCGAGACUCUGUCUUCUUAUUCUUGUUCUUUCUUAG
Metarhizium robertsii ARSEF 23 is the source of this 612-nucleotide messenger RNA. RefSeq lists its product as uncharacterized. The record is from RefSeq and is a predicted model, not a curated record. The transcript has a single exon. Bases 1 to 612 code for a protein of 203 amino acids. NCBI's taxonomy places the organism in Eukaryota, Fungi, Ascomycota, Sordariomycetes, Hypocreales, Clavicipitaceae.